GGUUUGGCAACGUCACAUAAACAACGGGCAAUAAAACCACAAGGUCCAGAAGCUAAAGCGCUACCAGCUUCCACCACGGGUUUGUCAUGAAGUUGGGUUGAUACAAGAUUGUAACGAAUUAAGAUACUGCACAGUGGCAAAUCAGUAUGUCUGACCCGAUAACAUUAAAUGUAGGAGGAAAGCUAUACACCAGUUCUCUAGCAACAUUAACGCGUUAUCCAGACUCGAUGCUGGGUAUCAUGUUCAGUGGGAAAAUGCCCUCAACUAGUGAUCAGCAUGGUAACUUCUUCAUUGACAGAGAUGGGAAAAUAUUUCGAUACAUUCUAAAUUUUCUGCGCACAUCAAAUCUCGACCUCCCAGAUGAUUUUCAAGAAGUGGGGCUCUUGAAAAGAGAAGCUGAUUUUUACCAGAUCCAGCCUUUGAUACAUGCUUUGCAGGAGAGAGAAUCUGAAAAUGCCAAAGCAGAAAGGAACGCAAUGCUGAACAUUACUCUUGAUCAGAGAUUGCAGACUGUUUACUUUACAGUUAAACCAGCCCCACAGAUGUAUAAUCUAACCUCGUGUAGCACAGAGGUCUUUGAUGCAAAUAUAUUUUGCACGUCAGCUGAAUUUUUGAGACAUUUGAGCUCCAAGUUUUGUUAUUUCGUGAAUGGUAAACUUUUACCAAGUGGCUAUGAGAAAAAGGAUCCAUACCAUUUGACACUACAAUGGGUUGGACAUGUGGCUGUGCUCCCUGAAGAUGAAUAUACAAGACAAAAUUUAAAAAGAUUAUGGAUUGUACCUACAAAUGAGCAAAUUAACAAUUUUCAGAUAUUUGUAGAGGAAGUGUUAAAAACAGCAAUGAGUGAUGGAUUCCAUGUGGAUUCAUUACAGCCUGAUUCCUCAGAUUUUAUGAAUUAUAAGGUGCUACGUUUAGUCCGGUAUAAAUAAAACAUAUUGUAUAAACUAUUAAUUAUUACAUGUUUCUUACCCGUUUAACAGUAAAAGCCUUAAGCUUCCCUCUCGUCCCCUAAACUGUAUGGCACUUUAGGUUCAGGAUUGCUGCAUAUAUAUAUGCUGUGUUUAUUGCUUUAAACAAUGAAAGUCUAACAAUGCAAAAUGUGUGCCAGUAAUUUAUUUAAUCAUAACGCUGGCAGACUCUGCCACUAGUUCAAACAAUUUAGUUGCACCCUGACUUUUGGAGUUAUUGUAUGACUGUGUAGAGAGUGUUUUUGUACUGGAAUUUUAAUGUUCACAUUUUUUAGAAGAAAUAUACAGUUUGGAAAUAUUCUAACAUUGCCCAGAUUUAAUGUUCUGUUUUUGGAAAAUUAUCUUUGAUAAUUCAAUAUCAAAUAUUUUAUUGGACAUUGAGGCAUACUGUAUAUAAGUUAACGUACACAAACCAAAUCUUAAAGGAUUUAUUUAAUGGCAUGUUUGUUUGGUAUCAAGUCUUUUUACAGUACAGAAAGAGGUCAUUCGGUCCAUUGUGGCUGUACUGGCUCCCAAAAAAGCUACCCAGCUAGUUCCAUUCUCCAGCCCUCUAAAUUCAUAGUUCCAAAUUUAUAUCCAGCUGACUUUUGAAGCAUUCAAAAUGUUUUUGAACAAUUUUAUUGG
Messenger RNA from Stegostoma tigrinum, 1592 nucleotides. Its product is annotated as BTB/POZ domain-containing protein KCTD21-like. The transcript has 2 exons. Gene Ontology annotation, biological process: protein homooligomerization; ubiquitin-dependent protein catabolic process. Bases 147 to 929 code for a protein of 260 amino acids. Lineage: Eukaryota; Metazoa; Chordata; Chondrichthyes; Orectolobiformes; Stegostomatidae. Gene Ontology annotation, molecular function: histone deacetylase binding; cullin family protein binding. The record is from RefSeq and is a predicted model, not a curated record.